Messenger RNA from Penicillium griseofulvum, 807 nucleotides. It is a transcript of the gene sec53, whose product is annotated as phosphomannomutase SEC53. Gene Ontology annotation, biological process: mannose metabolic process; protein N-linked glycosylation; GDP-mannose biosynthetic process. The transcript is spliced from 5 exons. The record is from RefSeq and is a predicted model, not a curated record. NCBI's taxonomy places the organism in Eukaryota, Fungi, Ascomycota, Eurotiomycetes, Eurotiales, Aspergillaceae. Gene Ontology annotation, molecular function: phosphomannomutase activity. Bases 1 to 807 code for a protein of 268 amino acids. Gene Ontology annotation, cellular component: cytosol.
AUGACUGAAGCUACCAGUGUUUACCCCUCGUUGGAGGACCGUCCCAUCAAGAACACGGUUGUUCUGUUCGAUGUUGACGAGACUCUGACCCCCGCGAGACGGCAUGCCUCGAACGAGAUGCUCGAGUUGCUCUCACGAUUGCGCCACAAGUGCGCCAUUGGAUUCGUUGGCGGCUCGAACCUCGUGAAGCAGCAAGAGCAACUUGGAUCACCCGCUAUCGACGUCACCACUAUGUUCGAUUUCUGUUUCUCCGAAAAUGGUCUGACCGCAUUCCGCCUCGGCAAGCCGCUUGCCAGCAACAACUUCAUUCAGUGGCUCGGGGAGGACAAGUACCAAGCGCUGGUGGAUUUCGUUCUCAAGUACAUUGCCAACACCAAGUUGCCCCGCAAGCGCGGUACUUUUAUUGAGUUCCGCAAUGGCAUGGUCAACAUUAGCCCCGUUGGACGUAAUGCUAGCAUUGAAGAGCGUGAUGAGUUCGAAGCUUUCGACAAGAUCCACAACAUCAGAAAGACCCUGGUGGAGCUCUUGAAGAAGGAGUUCCCCGACUACGGCCUCACCUACUCUAUCGGCGGUCAGAUCUCUUUUGAUGUCUUCCCCACCGGCUGGGACAAGACUUACUGCCUACAGCACAUCGAAGCUGAAAAGGGCAUCUCUGGUAUUGAUUACAAGACCAUCCACUUCUUCGGCGACAAGACUUUCGUCGGAGGAAACGAUUACGAAAUCUACGAAGACCCUCGCACCAUUGGACACUCCGUUGAUGGUCCUCAAGACACCAUCAACCAGCUGAAGAAGCUGUUUGAUCUAUAG